Lodderomyces oxycetoniae is the source of this 1344-nucleotide messenger RNA. It is a transcript of the gene SWD1, whose product is annotated as COMPASS subunit protein. NCBI's taxonomy places the organism in Eukaryota, Fungi, Ascomycota, Pichiomycetes, Serinales, Debaryomycetaceae. The record is from RefSeq and is a predicted model, not a curated record. Gene Ontology annotation, cellular component: Set1C/COMPASS complex. The transcript has a single exon. Gene Ontology annotation, molecular function: protein binding. The coding region runs from base 1 to 1344 and encodes 447 amino acids.
AUGAACUUAUCGCUUCAAGAUCCCUUUUCUGUGGCCAAAGAGUUUCCCGAGACUUUAUCAACAACCUUGAAUUAUGGGCAUUCUGUGAGCAUUCAGUUUAGCAAGCAAGGAGACUAUUUGGCGUCGGGUUUAUCCGAUGGAUCAAUUGUUAUUUAUGAUAUGGUUUCUAAUGGAUUGAUAGCCCAUAUUACUCAGGAUUGUCAUACACGGCCGAUCACCUCAAUUACAUGGUCUCAAUGUGGGCGGUUUUUAUUGACCUCGUCGCAAGACUGGUAUUGUAAGCUUUGGGAUUUGAGUAAGAUAGUUUGCAGUAGAAACAUCAUUGAUGAACAUGAGUCCCCCGUUAUACGACAAGUGAAGUUCGAUGGCCCAAUCUGGCUGGCAAACAUGCAUCCUAGUAACCACUUUGUGUUUGUUGCGUCGUUAUUUGAUGACUCUCCUGUGCAUGUUGAUAUGAGCAAUGCCAAGGCACCAAAAGUGACGAAAUUGAGAACAAAUCCCUUAGAGGAUAAUAACAAUGGGGAGGAGUCUGGUGAAGAAGAGGCAUUUAAAGUAAAGAAACGGCGAAUUGGGCACAAUGACAAGCUUGCGACCUUGGUAACAACUUUCACGCAAAACGGGCAGUAUAUUUUUGCCGGCACGAGUAAAGGUUGGUUGAAUAUUUUCCGCACUAUAGAUUUGAAGCUAAUGUAUUCUGUUAAGCUAGCCAAUUCCAACAUCAAGAAUAUUUCCAUUUCUUUAAACGGCCGGAAGUUGGCCCUCAAUUUUUCCGAUAGGGUAAUACGGCAGAUUGAUUUGCCCGAUAUUGUAAAUGACAAUGAUACCAAAGAGUGGGAUUUUGAAAUUGACCACAAGUAUCAAGAUGUUGUUAAUCGACUACAGUGGAACUCAAUAAGCUUUAACCAUAACGGUGAUUUCUUGGUAGCAUCAACUCACGGCCAAUCUUCUCACGAUUUGUAUCUUUGGGAAACAUCAAUGGGAUCGUUGAUCAAGAUCUUGGAAGGUUCAAAUGAAGAAUUGAUUGAUGUCAAGUGGAACUAUAAUCGUUGCAAAAUAGGAUCAAUUGGAUUAGAUAGCGGAGCUAUUUACAUCUGGCUGGUGCAAUUUCCUCAAAAAUGGAGCGCUCUAGCUCCGGAUUUUGUUGAAGUUGAAGAGAAUAUAGAUUAUGUGGAGAAGGAGGACGAGUUUGACAUUAUAGAUGAGUCUGAAUUGACCAAGAUGAGAAUGGAAGAGGAAGAUUUGGAUAUUGAUGUUGUUACGAGGGAAACUACUGACGCCCGCGGGUUCGAGUUGAAUCAGGGCUCUUUUAUCAUUCCAAUAGACUAUGAGUGUAAUUUAUUUUGA